Molecule: messenger RNA, 2309 nt
Organism: Planococcus citri (citrus mealybug)
Lineage: Eukaryota; Metazoa; Arthropoda; Insecta; Hemiptera; Pseudococcidae
Exons: 2
Coding region: 399-1958 (519 amino acids)
Source: RefSeq, a predicted model, not a curated record
UUGGUUCGUUACAGCGUUGCUUGAAACGAAGUUGAACAGUGUUGAACAUUUUGUUCGCAGUUCGUCUCUCGAUUGCGCAGCUUGCAUUUUUUCUGCAUGCUUCAGCGCAUGUCUAUUUAUCUCGUAGUGUCCGUUGAUAAAAUAGUUUGAACUGGCUGUAGCUGUGUCUUGGAACUGGGAAAUUUCAAUUUGUUAUCGCUCGAUUCCUAUCUUCCGUGGUCUGACUGGUCUGUAUCUCUGUAAUUAUAUUCAUGCUUACUGUGGUGGACUUGGCGAACGUUUCUACCGUGAAUUUUUCGACCCGACAUACCUAAUAGCAUACCGAUCGAAGAUUUGCUGAUUUUGUUGUUUAAAAGGAAGCACUCGAGAUAAGCUCCGAAGCAGUUUAAUUUGAUAGAAUGGACGCUCCACUUCUUUCUUACAAUCCUCACGUCGAAGAAUUCGCCGGACGAUCACUUACGUUCAGAGAUUCCGAAGAUAUUACUUUUGAAGAAGCCUGCUCCGAUAGCAACUUACGAAGACGAGCAUUACAAUUUUAUCGCUCAACGCCGACGAGAUGGCCACCAUUGGAAUUCACCCAGUUCGUGCUUCGUAAUUCGGCCAUAAACGAAAGAGGUUGUUGCCAUUUCGAGAAACAGCUACCUUUCGAAGUUCGCAAAUGUUUGAAAGGGUUGAUCGGACGAGAAAAUUCCGAUAUUGUGAUCAGACAAGUGCAUGGUACCAAUAAGGACUCGCCGAGCGGUUUUCGAGGCGUUUUCGUCAAGUAUUUUUUCAAGAAAGUUAUUCAUAAUUUACGAAAUCAAAUAGGUCGGUACGAUUACGCCGAGAAUUUCGCUACAGUUUUUCCAUUCAAAGUACUCGAUCGUGUUCCUGUUCAGUACGAUAUCGAGGUGAUGAACGUACUGGACAACGAUUUCUACGAUCAGAUUCAGACCUUCUUGGAUGAUCAUUUCGAUAACGUCGAUGCUCGAGAAAUCUGCGCUUCGUUUUUAUCCAACGUACUUCAUUUUAAAACUACUCGGUUUCCUGAAGAAGCUUUAACCGAGAGAGUGACUUCGGGCGAAGGAAUCGAUACGAAGAAUUACCUGAGUUCGUUUCCUCGGCUGAGUAAAGAAGGCAUUCGUUGGUACCGUCAUCUGUACGAUGAUUAUAAAAACGUAUGUAAAAUAUUCGACAACGUUGACGUAUCAUUGGACAUAUACGACGAUAAUUAUUUUCAAACGUUACCCGAAUCGAAUUUCGUCGAUUUGUACGAAUUGCUGAGUAAGUGUUUAUACGCCAUCAGACGCAAGCAGUAUAUCGAACGAUUCAAGAAAUACUUGUUUUUCUUCGUUCACGCCUUGGGAGACGAUUCGAAUCCGGUGUUUUUCAUCGACGAUGUUUUGUUUGAGUGUUUGAAAAGUCUGCGUAAAUUCAAAACGUCUCCGGAGGACGUAUCAUUGGCUAGUGAGGUAGCUAAACUUUCGUUGGUACAUUUACGAACCAAAGCUCAGAUGGACGAAUCGGCCAAUAAUUCAGAUAUCUUUCGUAUGGAGUCGAACGUUUUACUAAACAUCAAAACCUACGUUCAGAGUAUUCCUGAUAUUGAAACUGCCGAAAUCGACGUCGAAUAUAAAACUGAUUAUUUGCACGGUUGGAUGUUGCUUCGUAACAGAGAUACGUGCUACGAGAUGUGUUACUCGAAAAGAAAACGAAAUAGAAUCGACGAUUUUAUCAGUCGUAUUUUAUGCGGAGUCCUACCUCCCGAUGAUGAACUGAUCAAAUACGUCGUGAUGUAUAAUUCCUACACGGGUGAAGAAAGCCGACUCGAAAUGCCUUCGAAUAUUGAAAAUAUCAGGAAUUUCAUUCGUCUAUCUAAUAAACACGAUUUCACCAACGAUACUCAGGCUGAAUCGAACGAUGCGUUUUUGACCAGAGAUGUGGAAAAGUAUUUUAAUUGUUUAAAGAUUGCUGAUUAGUGCAAAAGUGUGUGGGGAUGAAUGAUGGUGAUUUUGAGCGAGUCAGUUUUUCUACUUUGGUAGAGAAGUUGAACAUUCCAUCGUUAUUGUUUUUUAUUCUAUGAGUCUUAUUUACUUUUAAGUUACCUACCUAUUGUUUCUAAUGUUUAUCGGUAUCGAUUAAAAUCUAUUGAAUUUGAUUUUCUAUAAGAUAAGUAUGUUUUUCUUUAUUUUUAUACGGUUUUUAAUUUUUAUACCUACCUACAUAUUUUUAUUUUUUGUUUGCAUUGUGACUGUAAGCUGUUUAUUAUUUACUACCAUUUACUAGACUAUUUUCGUAUUUUGAAUUCAUCAUAAAGAUUGUUUUUUGAA